Messenger RNA from Leptopilina heterotoma, 1957 nucleotides. RefSeq names its product glucose dehydrogenase [FAD, quinone]-like. The record is from RefSeq and is a predicted model, not a curated record. The transcript has 6 exons. Lineage: Eukaryota; Metazoa; Arthropoda; Insecta; Hymenoptera; Figitidae. Bases 8 to 1828 code for a protein of 606 amino acids. Gene Ontology annotation, molecular function: flavin adenine dinucleotide binding; oxidoreductase activity, acting on CH-OH group of donors.
UUGUAAUAUGUUUUUCUUAAACAUCUUCUCAUUACUUUUUACUCUUUAUAGUCAAGCAUUUUGGUUAUCAUCUCUUCUAUCGAAGCAUUAUAUUUCUUUGACAUGCGAUUUAACUCAAUCUACUUUAUUAUCAACUUUUGUGCAUCUUCGUCCAGAUGAGCAUUUUUUACAGAAACUACAGAAAAUACCACAAGAGGUCGAUUUUAUUGUAAUUGGAGCUGGCUCUGCAGGAUGUGUUCUCGCCAAUCGAUUAUCAGAAAAUAAAAAUUGGAAUGUUCUUCUGCUUGAAGAAGGUGGCGAGGAACCUCUAGUAUCAAGUAUUCCAGGAUAUUUUUUAAUGAAUGGAGAGUUACCAAUUGUUCGACAUUAUAAAACUGUGACAAAUGGCGAAUUUUGUUCAUCGACUAAUGGAUGUUUGUGGCUUGCAGGCAAAGUAAUGGGUGGUUCAAGUACAAUUAAUGGAAUGAUAUACUUAAGAGGUCACCGAGACGAUUAUAACAAUUGGAAUACUUUAGGAAAUUCAGGCUGGAAUUAUGAUAAUGUAUUGCCAUUCUUUAUAAAGUCAGAGGACAAUAGGGAUGAAGAGAUAGUAAAACAGAAUCCAGGUUAUCAUGGAACUGGUGGAUAUCAAUCAGUACAAAGAUUAUCCCACAAGGACCAAACAUCAAAACACAUUCUUCAAGCUUUUCAAGAAAUUGGCUACAAUAGUACAGAUUUGAACGGAGCUAAUCAACUCGGAUCGAUGCGGAUGCAAGCAACAUCGAACAAUGGAUUAAGAGCAAGUACAAAUGUUGCAUUCAUUCGACCAAUUAGAAACAAGCGACGCAAUCUAAUAAUAAGAACGAAUUCCCGAGUGGUGAAAAUUAUAAUUGACGGGGAAAAAAGAGCAAUUGGUGUAGAAUUCGUUUCAACAGAAACAGGAGCAACCGAAAUUGUCACAGCAAAAAAAGAAGUGAUCCUAUCAGCCGGAACAAUAGAAUCACCAAAAUUACUAAUGCUCUCCGGAAUAGGUCCAGCAGAUGAACUCGAAAAGCAUCAUAUCAAUUUGAUACAAAAUUUAUCCGUAGGACAUAAUCUCCAGGAUCAUGUAUCAUUUGUGGGUAUUAAGUACCAAAUAAACGAUCCAACAACAAACUAUCCGGAUUGUACCAAACGAGAAGCGGAUUUAAAACAGUAUCUUAAAUUCAAAAAUGGUCCACUUGCAUCCGGUAGUACUGGUCACACUUCUGCUUGCUUACAGACAAACAGUGUAAAAAAUUCAUCAUCACCGGAUUUCAUGGUAGUAACAGUUCCAAUAGGCAAACAUGUCGAUUCAAGCGUUUACUACAAUAGUUUCAUCCAAGGAGCAUUUUUACUAACACCAAAGAGUCGAGGUUUCAUAAAACUCAACGCAACUGAUCCUGUUUGGGGCAAUCCGAUAAUUAAUCCCAGAUAUUUGUCAGAUGAAUCAGAUAUGGAUCGAUUGAUGGAAGGAACUCGUAUUAUUUUGAAAUUAAUGAAUACGACGGUAUUUAGGGAGAAUAAUAUUGUGAUUGAUGAAACAGUUUUGCCAGUUUGUGAGCAGUUUCAAUUUAAUAGUGACGAUUAUUGGCGGUGCUUGGCUAGGCAGAACACGCACACCUACUUUCACUAUGUUGGAACUUGUAAAAUGGGGCCAAAGAACGAUUCGGAAGCUGUAGUGGAUUCUAGACUACGUGUUUAUGGAAUUAGAGGCUUGCGUGUUGCUGAUGCUUCGAUAAUGCCUGUUAUUCCUCGAGCUAAUACAAAUGCACCGACAAUUAUGAUUGCCGAGAAGGCUAGUUCAAUGAUCAAGGAAGAUUGGAUGUAGAUUUUUUCAAUUUAAUGAAAAAUAAUUUAGUAUUGUUUAAAUUAUUUCUAAUUAAUGCUAGUGAAUUAAUAUUUUAUGAGCGUUAUUUAGAAUUUUUGCGGUAUUUUACUGCACUAGAGCAUGUUUUGA